Ogataea haglerorum is the source of this 2118-nucleotide messenger RNA. RefSeq lists its product as uncharacterized. The record is from RefSeq and is a predicted model, not a curated record. The transcript has a single exon. The coding region runs from base 1 to 2118 and encodes 705 amino acids. Lineage: Eukaryota; Fungi; Ascomycota; Pichiomycetes; Pichiales; Pichiaceae.
AUGUUGAGACACUGUAUCCCGAGAACAGUGCUCUGCCGGCCGCGCCUGCUCUCUGUCAGAUACCUGUCUGAGCGAGUAGACGAGGCCGAUACGGCGAACGGCGACGACACCCCGCCGUAUGCGUCCGACGAGCCGCUGCCAUGGGAAAAGGUCCCCGAGGAGGAACAUAUCGUACUCAAGCCCACGGCCCAGAAAAAAUCCAAGCUCACCAACAUCAAGGAGACGCUGGAGAGCGGCCGGGCAAAAAACCGGCUUGACAUGAUCGAGUUCGAGAAGGGGCUGAAAAAUCUUAUGGUGUUUAAGAUCCCGUCCACAGACAACCAGCUAUUCAAGGACCUGGACAAUUUGCAGCCACGGAAUAGCGCCAUUUCGCUAAAGGCGUACGCUGAGCUGCAAACAAAACUGGUCAAGGGCUACCAAAAAGCACAACUUUUAGAAUACAUUGGCUACAAGCACGUUUCUCCUCCAGCUGCCUAUUCCACCAAAAAGAAACUCGCCCAGUUCAUCAUCCAAAAAUGCUGGGAUGUGGCUAUUUCCGAGGACUCGCCCGUCGAGGUGCUCAAACAGGCGGACAUCACGCUGCAGAGCAAGAAAGAGGCGUUUUUGCUGCUUUCGCACGCCGGCUACCUCAUGCAGUCGUGGACUAGGCUCGGCGCUCGGCUCGAGCUCAACCGCGGUCUCUCGCGUUUCACGGUGCGCGGCAACGAGGAGCUUGUGAACUUUGUCCAGGCCUCAUGGAACUACCUGUUGAAUCACGUGAGCACGUCCGUGGCCCAUCUCAACGAACUGGCCUCGUUCUACACCCACAAACUGCACCGGCACAUGCCCAUUGCGGAGCUUCAGAAACUCAGCAACGUGUACUUCGAGGAGAUCAACAGACAAGACAAGCUGUUCCAGCUCAGCACGUUCAAUCCGGCCAAUUUGCAGCUGGCCAAGUCGCUGCUACUGGCAGCCACAGACUUUUCUGCCACCUCUCACAAACAUAUCGACGUUUCCGGCGCUUCCACGGAGUACAAAAAACUGUACCAGGACUCUUCGCUGCCAUGGUGGGCUGCUGGCCCGCUGUACCGGUACGAGGUGCCGCAGAAACGGCUCCGCGAGUCCUCUUUUGAGGACUAUUCUGACCCCGAGUCGCUGGCGAAGGAGGUCGACCAGCUGCGGUCUGAGGUGGCCGAGGCCGCGGACAAGUUCCAGUACAACUUCCUGGACCAGAAACACGAGACAAAGCCAUUUUCUCCGGCCGAGAUCUCGGUGCCCGACUCGUCUGCUCCGUGGUUGGCCAAGAGCCGGGAAAUCUACUCCACGCUGACUCCGGAGGUGCAAAAAGGCGAAACAUGGCUUCCCAGAACGUUCAACGCGACGUUCGGCAAGCUUCUGUUUGACGAAAGUGCCGCUAGCGCUGGCUUCUUCCACGCCAACCUGCCCCAGAUCAAUAAAAAAAUUGGCAUGCUCAACUUGUACGACAAAAACGCACGCUUUUUCGGUGUCGCCGGAGGCAUCAUAAACAACUUCGAGCACUCGCUACAGGUCAAGCUGGUGCCCGACGCGUACGGAAAUUUCAGCAACUUCACCACGCUGCCCAACGUCGAGAUAUGGUUCCAGAUCUCAAAAAAUAGAGUCAACCUGUCGUCCUGCAGCAUUUACGUGAACGAGAACGAGGUAAGUUGCGCAUUGGCGCUUCCCGAGCUCCACAACGACGUCAUGUUCCAGUCCACGUGCAACUCGGUUCUCCUGGACGGCUCCAACCCCUACGACCCGGGCCUGCCGUCCCAGAAACCGCUGCAAAACGUGAUCAACUCGCUCUCCUCGAACCUGCUGGAUAUGUCCGACACCAGCGCUCUCAACCGGCUCGUAAACACCCUGGUGUCGCGCAAGAUCCCGAUCCGGCUCGCCAAGAACCAGGAGCCGGCCGAUUACCUCGUCACGGCCAUCAACAGACGCAGGUCAAUCGAGCUGGACUUCGACGGCUGCCACCUGAUAUACGACGUGGUUUCGAACGGAAAAAACGAGCGGUUCGAGGCGUCGCUGCUGGCGCCCGAAACAGAGCACGAAAUGGACCCGGCGAGCUUCGACAGGUUCGCCAAGACCGUCCACCAGUUCCUCCUCUACAUCCAAUAG